Molecule: messenger RNA, 4122 nt
Organism: Marchantia polymorpha subsp. ruderalis
Lineage: Eukaryota; Viridiplantae; Streptophyta; Marchantiopsida; Marchantiales; Marchantiaceae
Source: the annotation of a GenBank genome assembly
GGGUGACUCGGUUCAGAGGCGGGACGAUGGGCCCAGAAGCGUGCACGGCUGCUCCUCUGGCUGCUCGUGGACACGAGGGAAGUGUACAGCCGCGGAACUCGAAGGUGGGCAUCUGAAGCUGGCCCGUUUGAUUGGAAGAGGAGGCGACAGCAUAUCAGAAUCUUCUCUCUCGCGCUGCAGUCUCUCGUUCGCCGACUCGUCCGUCGAUGGCGGCCGAUGACGAUCUUUACGACGAGGAUUGAAUGAGCGCGAGCGAGAGAGAGAGAGCGAGAGAGCUUUAGAUGCUUGAGCUUUCCCUGUUUCACUAUUGGCGUAAAAUUGGGCCCACUGCCUCGAGUGGUGGGAGGCACGGGAGCUUUCUUGUCGUAUGUAGGACAUUGACGAUACAGGGGCGCAGUUCGGUGCUGCCGGAGCGAGGAAUUUACCUUCCGGCUUUGAGCUUUCUUCUCACCUCCCCUCUCCUCCCGUUCGUUGCUUCUCGACUGAUGAGUCGUUCGGCGUGAUAGCAUUCGUGGCAUUUCGUAGAGAAUUUCCUUGUCACGUGGGUUUUUCGUGGCUUGUUAAAUUCGCUCUCCGUUGACAUCUCUCGUGCCCUUGUCCUUCGUGUGGAGGCGCGAUUUUGGGUUUUGCGCUGGUGGAUCUCUUCUCUCACAGUCUUCUCCUCAACAGUUGAAGAGAGCGCCCAAGCUCAUAUAAAAUUCUGUUUGUAGCCUCGAGUUGGGAGAGAGGAUCCGCGUAUAUAGCCGCGUGUUGAUACAUGCAGGAGGUUGUGUUUUUCAAACAAUGUCAUCUCAACCUUGAGAGUCAUGAUAACCUACUUAUAACGUAGGGGGAACGCACCUUGAGCCGCAGUGCUGAAGUGAGUUUGGAGACAGUCCUUGGAACUUCACUUUCUCCUUUGAAGACAGUGUGCUGUGGCUGGAAAGUCGAAGGCACUGAGCAUUUCUUUUCACCAUGGAGUUACGGGCUGUCCACCAAAUGGUCAGCAAGCCUGGAAACGCUGAGAUUGGGAUUCUUAGACCUUCGAAUUGUAUUUCAACGUUCUCAGAAUGUAGAGGAACUCUGGCCUUCGUAAGUUCGAGUAAUUGCGAAAUUGCUUCUUCCAAAUGUCGCGUCACAUCGUCAAACUCUGCUCUGGGAAGCACAAGAGAUUUUUGCAGCUUCGGUGGGGUCAGACUUGGCAAGUUGUAUACUUUCAAAUCAAGGAAUACGGGGAGAUUAGAAUUCAGUCGACGUGUUUCUACAAGUGCUUCAAAUUCUUUGCAAGUAGAGGACUUUGCGAGCGUCGUUGAAGACGUUCAAAAAUCUCUGGCUGAGCUACCAUCACAGACUGUACAUACACUCCAAUUGGCAUCUACAAAAGUUGCAAAUUCACCUGCUGUCGAACAGCUUGGUCAAUCUGCUUCAAAAAUCACGUCUGUUGCUGCUCAUUUAGCUUCAGAACUGGGUUCUCAGUUACACAAUUUGACCGGAGGUGCAAAGAUUGAAACAUCAGAACUAGCUAUUGCAGCAGAAAAAAUUGGAGUACAAUUUGGGACUGCGGCUAGCACCUACUAUAAUGGAUUGGGCGUUAGCGCAUCUCCUGAAAACGCCAUUGCCGUUGCGGUUGCUCUUGUGACAGCCGUUUCUUUAGUUUCUUCCACGAGCAACAAGAGAGCUUUCAUCGAAGGUGAAGAUAUACCUCUGAGAUACGAUCCUCGUUCAAUUGCGACAUUUUUCAAGAAGAGACCUGCAGAUGUACUAGUGCGAUCUGUGCAGAUUAUGACUCAGUGCUCCUCCUUAUCUAUAAGCAUCAUACUUGACUUAACACUGAAUAGAUACUCGGAGAAUGAGAAACUCCGAGCACGGCAACUAGUGGAUCUUAUAGCCAGGCUCGGGCCGACAGCAAUCAAGAUUGGUCAGGCUCUAAGCAUACGGCCAGACUUAUUAUCUGCUGUGUACCUAGAAGAGUUGCAGAAGCUGCAAGAUAGAGUUCCCCCUUUUCCAAACGACGAUGCCAGAAAGCUUAUAUCCCAGGGAUUGGGGAGACCUACUGAAGAAGUCUUCUCUGAAAUGUCGGAGGCACCCAUAGCAGCCGCGUCUCUGGGUCAGGUCUACAAAGCAAGGCUGCGGGAAACAGGGAAAAUGGUUGCUGUGAAAGUACAGAGGCCCGGUGUUCUAGAGGGAAUCUCAAUGGAUCUUUUGCUACUGAGAGCCGGAGCGUAUGCAUUUCAGAAUUUUCCUGGUGUUCAAAGUGACCUUGUUGGUCUUCUGGAUACCUGGGCAGUUCGUUUCUAUGACGAGCUCGACUAUGUUCAAGAGGCGAAGAAUCAAACACAGUUUGCAGAGAACAUGCGGUCAUUGUCAAAUGUUACUGUACCUGGUGUAUAUACGGAGUAUACUACUCGCAAGGUUCUUACAACUGAAUGGGUCGAAGGAGAAAAACUUUCUGAAAGCAAAUCAGAUGAUCUUCUACCUUUGGUCUCGACGGCCCUGAACUGUUACCUAAUGCAGCUUCUUGAAACUGGCUUUCUCCAUGCCGACCCACAUCCCGGGAAUCUUCUUAGAACUCCAGAUGGUCGCCUAUGUGUUUUAGACUUCGGUCUCAUGACUCAGGUAACGGAAGAUCAGCGAUACUCUUUGAUUGAGUACAUUUCGCAUCUGGUAAAUUCGGACUACGCCCGAGUUGCAGAGGAUCUGGUAAGGCUGGGAUUUGUUCCACCCGAUAUGGAAGAUCCAGCAAAGACAGCUGCAGUCGUCCCUCAACUGAGCAAAGUGCUUGGGCAACUUGUGCAAGGAGGUGGUGCCCGCAAAAUUAAUAUUCAGGAGGUCACAGAUGAUUUGGUGAAGAUGUCGAAAGAGUAUGUGUUUGUUCUUCCACCGUACUUUGCCCUUAUAUUGAGAGCAUUCUCUGUUUUGGAGGGAAUUGGUUUGGAAGCUGAUCCGGAUUACACGAUCGUUGAUGAGUGCUAUCCUUACAUCUCAAAGCGACUGUUGACAGAUGACAGUCCUAGGGCACGAGCUGCGCUCAAGUACUUCCUAUAUGGAGGAAAAAAACAGCUAGACGUUGGAAGAGUUGAAGAGAUUGUUGGUGGAUUUCAGUCCUUCCGUGAGGUGAUGGCGCCAGCUGGGCCGAAACAGACUCAGUCGUCCAUUGACCCAUCCACGAAGGAAGCUUUGAAAUUGAUAUUCGCCCCCGAAGGAAGUUAUAUCCAAGAGUUGUUGCUGACCGAGCUUGCACGAUCGGUUGACGCACUCUCACGGGAGGCACUAGCGGAACUCUGGAGGCUUAUCGGUUCCACUUUGAGGAUUCCUGGUCUACCAGUUCCUGCGUCCCUCUCAGCUCCAAGAUCUUGGCCACUUCCUGUGCCAGGUCUUUUUUUCGGUAUGAAUUCGGUGGCAACACUGUCUGAAGAGGAUCAAAAAUCUCUUGAUACUGUUAAAAGACUAUGGGCACUAACGGAACCUUUUCGUGCUCAACCGUCGCCUUCAGAUAUUCUGGCUUUCAGUCAAGAAAGCUGGCCAAUAUUUCUCGAUUUACUUCCGGGUGUAACUACAGCAGCUCAGCGGUUCGCUACUAUUCUUAUUCAAAGGCAAGCACUUCGAUUUGCAGAUGAUCUCGAUGGCACGAAUUCUGUGGAAGAGUGGGAUAAGGACGCUAUGGCCUCUGCUCGAAAUAUCCAACCUCUAAGACUUUUUUCAUUUAUGAAAAGGGAAAGAUUUUAGAUGUUCUGUCUAUACUGAGAAAUAGACUUUAUCAGAGGUUGUAACUCAUACCAUCUUAACGCUACAUGUAGGAUAGCAGUAGAAUGUGCGUAUGCACUUGUAGAUUCCAGUCUGUACAAUAUUAUAUGAGUAUAUGCAAUGGGAUUAGUUGUGGAAAAUAAAAUAGGAAAAAUUCGAAAUCUAACGACGUGUUCUGUCUUGGAGUGGAUUCGAUGAAAUGUCCAGCAACAAAUCAAAGUUGAAGAAGUGUGCUUGCGACAAGUGCGUUAGUAGAUUAGGGGCAAAAUAGAGACCAACAGGACCUGGGAACAAAUUGUUCUAGCCUUUUGUCGGACAUCCCGUAACCAAACUACUGUGCAACGAAACAAAAGACACUUAUAAUCUCUACAGCCUUGAUAUACUUUUUUGGAUAUUCCG